Bombus impatiens (common eastern bumble bee) is the source of this 2501-nucleotide messenger RNA. Its product is annotated as soluble scavenger receptor cysteine-rich domain-containing protein SSC5D. The transcript is spliced from 11 exons. The record is from RefSeq and is a predicted model, not a curated record. The coding region runs from base 223 to 2235 and encodes 670 amino acids. Lineage: Eukaryota; Metazoa; Arthropoda; Insecta; Hymenoptera; Apidae.
AACGCAAAGUGGAUCGAGUCAGUACUGGACAGGCUACCACUGUGUGGUGUCACGUGUGUCGUCUCGAGAGAAUUACUCGACGAUCCAUCCAUUCGACGCGCGAAAUUUCCCGACGAAACGAAAAACGAACAACCGAACGGUGAAACGGUCGCAUUUUAUUACAAAUAUCGGAUUACCCUUUCUCGCGAGAUCUCGUGAGGCAGGGAACUUGAGAAGAACGCAAUGUCAGCUGCAGUGAGGGAGAGAACAACAACGCACACCAGCAGAAAGAUAGUGAGUCAUGGCAGUCCUAUAUCGGGCCACAGUCAGUCGACAACCACGGCCAACAGCCUCGAAAACAACUUAGACGCUCUUCUCGAGGACUUGCAAACAAGUGUCUCAAGAAGUGCCACCCCGAGCCGAGGCGGCAGGGCACUUUCGCCUCAAGUAGAGUAUCGCGUAGCUGCAAAUCCCACCAAGGUGGUUUCCGAAGGCAGAGCCAUCUCGCCCACUAGAACCAUGACCACCACCACCGAAAAAUAUGUAAGCACUGGGCCGAGUGGUGCGCCGAGUGGUAUACCUGAUUUGAACUUGAUCGAUUCGGAAUUGCAAAAUGUACAGCCUGGUCAAAGCAAAACGAUCGCUUAUAAACAGGUGUCGUAUCAAUAUAACAAAAGUGUGGAUGGAAAACCAAUUGACUCGUGGGUAGCAGACAACGCAUUAACCAACACCAGUUCGGCUUUAAUCGAUGAUAUCCGAGAAAGGAGUUACGAAGAAAGCACAAUCCCCCGUGGCUUAGAACCGGUCGGCAAAUCGGUCAACAGAGAACUAGUGUAUAACGAUAGUUCUGUAUCUCGUUCGAAGCAAACUUCGCCUUUACCAACAGGUACUCAGAGGGAUGUGAAAUAUAUUCACGAAUCUUCCAGCUACCAAACAGAACCAGCGCAAAACACGACGGUAACGACUACGGUGCACGCGAGUGCUGCGCAAGAAUAUGGAAACGUCGAGUACGUACCAGUGCCAUCGCCAACAGCAGCGAUACCGAUCAAUCUGGCACCGGGUCCGAACACCAAAGUAACCACCACCAUUAAAACGUACACUUACGAGCUACCAGGACCGCCUGAAACCUAUUUACCAGGUGGCAACGCGCCAGGCACCGUUGUGCUGCCAGGUGAUCAAACUAUCACGUACACGAUACCGAAAGGAACUGGCUCCACGGACAAAACCAUCGCUUAUCAAACCGUGACCGAGAACGUUUCAUCUAGAACACCAGCCAGAUACAGCAGUCCGCCGCCUCCUGUAACAGACGUGACAAAGAAAUCUACCACGAUCCAUCAAGAGUCAAAGUUCUAUCACGAGCAACACCAUGAUAGUCCGGCCAACGUGCAACCAACCACCACGGUCUAUCAUCCUGGUUCACCACCCUUGGCGAAUAAAACAACGAUCACGCGAAAUGAAAAAUACUAUCAGGUGGAUGGAGGUUAUCCAAACGGGCAUACGGUUGGCGAUCGACCACCGGAUCAUCCGGCAACCACGGUCAUCUAUCAGAACCAACCACCGACUAUAAACGAGACUCGCACAACGAUAAAUCGGAUCGAGGAACAUUAUCCUAGUCGACCACCGUCCGCCGGACGACAUCCGACACCCGAUAAACCGGCAACACCGGUUAAUUAUUAUACAUCACCGGCACAGCCCACUUCCCCGCCGCAGUCUACCACAACAAUAUACAAAUAUUCCAACACCACCACGUCGAUACCUCCGAACAAGAAUCCCGAGGACCACGAACUUUUGUUACCUAAACCGUUCCCGACCGAGGCUGUUCAGCUCUAUCCAUCGAACAAGCCGGCUAACAACAACGUGCAAACUCCGCCCAAGAAGUUGGAGGAUCUCAUGGCAUCGUUUUCUGACACAGAGCGCGAGGUCCUGGAAGACAUUGAAAAAAGGGAAAAGGAACAACAGAAGGAGUCGCCAUCGGUGAAAAAGGAGGUUGACUUCGUACCCCAUACACCGCCCAAAGUAAAAAGUAAAAAUGUUGCUGGUCCUCCGGUUUAUUAUCCUCCCGGAGCAGCAGAAUUCACUAAGAAAGAAGAGGCUAGUGCAGCUAUGUCACAGUCUGGCGGUGGAGGAUGGCAAAAGGCUAAGGCGAAAUACGAAUACGAAGCGUCCGGUAAAAGUAAAUCGAAAUCGAGUAGCGGCAAAGCUGUUGUUCCUGUUUGUUUGCCACUUUGUUGCGCCUUGCCAUGUGUAAUUAUGUAAAUUAUAUCGAUAUUAAUAUCAAUACCAAUAUCAAUAUCAAUAUCAAUAUCAAUAUUAAUACGUAUUAAUCUUGAUUAAGCGACUUAUUAGUCGUGUUUUGAACGAUCGCGCGUCAGAAUCGAUCACUUGUGCCACUUGCGUAGAAUAAAAUUUAGAGAACAACCUUAACGUAAGAAACAGUAAACGUAAGAAACGAUUUUAAAAAGCUACAAAAUGAUUGCGAAACGAUUACGAAAUGAUUACGAAAUAAAAUGCAAGCAAAUAUU